This is a messenger RNA of Carlito syrichta (Philippine tarsier), 1724 nucleotides long. It is a transcript of the gene XPNPEP3, whose product is annotated as X-prolyl aminopeptidase 3. Gene Ontology annotation, cellular component: mitochondrion. The coding region runs from base 96 to 1619 and encodes 507 amino acids. The record is from RefSeq and is a predicted model, not a curated record. Gene Ontology annotation, molecular function: metalloaminopeptidase activity; manganese ion binding. The transcript has 10 exons. Lineage: Eukaryota; Metazoa; Chordata; Mammalia; Primates; Tarsiidae.
GCGGCUGGCCCGGUUUCUUGGCGACGCGGCCCUGCGGGCGGUUGCUCUUCCUGUCGUUUGCCUCUUUCUCUUCCUGACGCGUGAAGUAGGCCGUCAUGCCUUGGCUGCUCUCAGCCCCCAAGCUGGUUCCCGCUGUAGCAAACGCCCGCGGCCUUUCAGGAUGCUUGUGGUGUUCACAGCGAACAUACUCCCUCCAGCCUGUCCCAGACAGGAGGAUUCCAAACCGAUACCUAGGCCAGCCCAGCCCCUUUACACACCCACACCGCCUCAGACCUGGGGAGGUGACUCCAGGACUGUCUCAGGUGGAAUAUGCACUUCGCAGGCACAAACUAAUGUCUCUGAUCCACAAGGAAGCACAAGGGCAGAGUGGGACAGACCAGACAGUGGUUGUGCUCUCCAACCCUACAUACUACAUGAGCAAUGAUAUUCCCUACACGUUCCACCAAGACAAUAAUUUCCUGUACCUGUGUGGAUUCCAAGAGCCCGAUAGCAUUCUGGUCCUUCAAAGCCUCCCUGGAAAGCAGUUACCAUCGCACAAAGCCAUGCUUUUUGUGCCUCGGAGAGACCCCAGUCGAGAACUUUGGGAUGGCCCACGAUCUGGCACUGAUGGAGCAGUAGCUCUAACUGGAGUAGAUGAAGCCUAUACACUUGAAGAAUUUCAACAUUUCAUACCGAAACUGAAAGCUGAGAGUAACAUGGUUUGGUAUGACUGGAUGAGGCCCUCUCAUGCACAACUUCACUCUGACUACAUGCAGCCUCUUACUGAGGCCAAAGCCAGGAGCAAGAACAAGGUUCGGGGUGUCCAGCAGCUGGUACAGCGCCUACGGCUGAUCAAAUCUCCUGCAGAAAUUGAACGAAUGCAGAUUGCUGGGAAGCUUACAUCACAGGCUUUCAUAGAGACCAUGUUGGCCAGUAAAACCCCUGUGGAGGAAGCCUUUCUUUAUGCUAAGUUUGAAUUUGAAUGUCGGGCUCGUGGUGCAGACAUCUUAGCCUACCCACCCGUGGUUGCUGGUGGUAAUCGGUCAAACACUUUGCACUAUGUGAAGAAUAAUCAACUCAUCAAGGAUGGGGAAAUGGUGCUUCUGGAUGGAGGUUGUGAGUCUUCCUGCUAUGUGAGUGACAUCACCCGUACCUGGCCUGUCAAUGGCAGGUUCACUGCACCUCAGGCAGAACUCUAUGAAGCUGUUCUAGAGAUCCAGAGAGAUUGUCUGACCCUCUGUUCCCCUGGGACAAGCUUGGAGAACAUCUACAGUAUGAUGCUGACACUGGUGGGCCAGAAGCUUAAAGAGUUGGGUAUCAUGAAGAACAUUAAGGAAAAUAAUGCCUUCAAGGCUGCUCGAAAAUACUGCCCUCAUCAUGUUGGCCAUUACCUUGGGAUGGAUGUCCAUGACACUCCAGACAUGCCCCGUUCCAUCCCUCUACAGCCUGGGAUGGUAAUCACAAUUGAGCCAGGCAUUUAUAUUCCAGAGGAUGACAGAGAUGCCCCAGAGAAGUUUCGAGGUCUUGGUGUACGAAUUGAGGAUGAUGUAGUGGUGACUCAGGACUUACCUCUCGUCCUUUCUGCUGAUUGUCCCAAAGAGAUGAAUGACAUCGAACAUAUAUGCAGUAGGGCCUCUUGAUUUUCAUUGCAGCCCACAUGCAUCUCAGGUUCAAGAGGGGUGUACCCUGGCAUCCCUGCACAUGUGUUUUCUGAGUCUCUGUGUAUGCAUUUAUACGUGUUCCAU